ACAAUACAACUGGUUCCUUUUUCAACUUCAGAAUUGGUUUUGUUUUAAUCAUCUCAACAGGUUUUUAUUUUUCUUUCUUUUCUUUGUAUCUCAUAUUGAUCAUCAAGCGGCGUGCAAUGGCAAGGCCUGGCAACAAGAUUAUACAAGCCAAGCUGGUGCUUCUGGGGGACAUGGGAACUGGGAAAACAAGUUUGGUAUUAAGAUUCAUCAAAGGUCAAUUUUACGAUCACCAGGAGCCAACAAUAGGGGCAGCAUUUUUCACUCAGAUAUUAUCCUUGACAGAAGCCACCGUAAAAUUUGAUAUAUGGGACACAGCAGGACAAGAGCGAUACCAUAGCUUGGCUCCUAUGUACUAUCGAGGCGCAGCCGCCGCGAUUGUUGUGUAUGACAUCUCAAGCAUGGAUACAUUCAUUAGAGCAAAGAAAUGGGUGCAGGAAUUGCAAAGACAAGGAAAUCAAAAUUUGGUGAUGGCCUUGGUGGGAAACAAGUCUGACUUGCGUUCACAUAGAGAGGUGGAAGCUGAGGAAGCUGAACAAUUUGCCCAAGAAAGUGGAAUGUUUCACAAGGAAACUUCUGCAAAGACUGCCCAGAAUAUCAACGAUCUUUUCUAUGAUAUAGCAAAAAGACUGGCAAGAAUUAAUCCUCCAAGGUCUUCAGGGAUUACUCUAAACCAUGAAACACAAGAUAAGAGAAAACGGUUUUGUUGCUUAGGAUGAGAGAUGGUUCCUUUCAAGAUUCCUGGAAAUGGCUUUUUAUUGCAGCUCUCUUUGAGUUUCACUGUGUAAAGUUGUGCUUGUUCUGUUUAGAGAACCUGGGCAUUUUGCCUCAAGUUAUGUGUUAAUCUUGGUUCCCAUAGUUCUCGUUUCAAGGAGUAAUUUGUACAUAUGCUUAUAAAAUUUAUGCAGGCACGUCUAAAUUCAUGAAGGGUUUCUUUCAAAGGAGCUCCAAUUGCUUUCUAUA
Molecule: messenger RNA, 960 nt
Organism: Mangifera indica (mango)
Lineage: Eukaryota; Viridiplantae; Streptophyta; Magnoliopsida; Sapindales; Anacardiaceae
Product: ras-related protein RHN1-like
Exons: 7
Coding region: 117-716 (199 amino acids)
Molecular function (GO): GTPase activity; GTP binding
Source: RefSeq, a predicted model, not a curated record